Messenger RNA from Vigna radiata var. radiata (mung bean), 1886 nucleotides. RefSeq lists its product as uncharacterized. Gene Ontology annotation, molecular function: metalloendopeptidase activity. Gene Ontology annotation, biological process: CAAX-box protein processing. The coding region runs from base 330 to 1340 and encodes 336 amino acids. The record is from RefSeq and is a predicted model, not a curated record. Gene Ontology annotation, cellular component: membrane. The transcript has 4 exons. NCBI's taxonomy places the organism in Eukaryota, Viridiplantae, Streptophyta, Magnoliopsida, Fabales, Fabaceae.
GCCACGUCCUAACAACUGAAGCAAAAUGCUGCCUUGUACAACCCUUGUUUUCAUCCCUGAUUACGUGAUAAUUAUCAAUUUUAAUUUAUUAUUACUACUGACUAAAUUUAAGGGUCUGAAAAUUUGAAAAAGGCCAGAAGUUUAAUUCAUGGUUCAGGCUGUUGACACAUGAUAUUGCUAUUGACACAUUGAUAUUAUUAGAACAACAGUGUGUGUUGGUUUCAUUGGUGGGGGUGGAAGCUCAAAUCCAAUGGCCAUGUAUCUGCGUAUAUGAUGCACAGUGAAACAAUCAACCCGCUUCAUCAAUCUCUGUUGUUGCACUGCCAUCAAUGUCCACCACCAUUUCUUCCCUUCCCUUCUCUCUUCCCCUUCACCACAACUCUAGGGUUUCGCCUUUCUAUCUACCUUCCUCUCCUAUUCCAUCCCAAUCAUCUAUCACCUUUCCCACAAAAAAAUGGAAAUUUUUGUGUUUUAAACAUGAAAACACUUCAUCAGAAAUUAAUGUUUCUGAGCUCAAAGACGAUAAAUUGGCAGAAGAUUUGGUGAAGCGUGAAGGUGACCAGUCCGAUGACCUGAAAAAAGAUUGGUUUGCUGCUAUUCAUGCGGUCAUAACUGUUAUUCAUAGUGUGAAACCGUGGACAGUUCCUUGGACAGCAAAAACUAUUGUCCAGGUUAUGCUCCUCUGGAUUGCCUCAUUUUGGUUUGUAGGAUCUUGGAUAGUUCCAUUUUUAGCAUACACAGCAGGGUUUAGAAAGGAAUCCCUUACAUACAGAGGGCAAGCAUUGUACAGCCUCUUGACCGAUGUUGCCGAGGGUGUGGUUGGGAUAGCAAUUCUUCGGCAUUGUCUUGCAAAGUUUCAACCUCUUUCAUCUGAUUGGUUCAAAUUUGAACUGAAGGGGAAGUGGCAGUUUGAUGUCGGUUUGGGCUGCCUUAUGUUCCCCCUUAUCAAUCAUCUAUCACAAAUGAACCUAAAUUUGUUGCCUGUUCUUCAAUAUACUCCAGUUCCCAUCUCAAGUGUAGAGCAAUCCAUUGUUGCUCGAGACCCUGUGGCAAUGGCGCUCUAUGCAGUGGUAGUCUCAGUUUGUGCCCCAAUAUGGGAGGAGAUUGUCUUCCGUGGUUUCCUUCUCCCAUCUUUAACCAAAUACAUGCCUGUAUGGAGUGCAAUAUUAGUUAGUUCAGUAUCGUUUGCCUUGGCACAUUUUAACAUUCAGAGGAUACUACCACUUGUAUUUCUUGGCAUGGUGAUGGGUACUGUCUUUGUACGGUCUAGGAACCUAUUGCCAUCGAUGUUGUUGCAUAGUUUGUGGAAUGCUUUUGUAUUUCUGGAUCUCAUGAAAUAAAAUAUAUGUUUUUGACUAUCUUCUUACAUUUUUGGCAUUCUUGCUUCUGGAUCUGUCUAUUUUCCACUGCUUGUCAGACAAAUUAAGGUGCACUUGUUAUGCUUUGAUCAAGAUUUUAUAUAAUUUAUCACUUCUCAAUGUUAAACUUGGAGGGUUAAAGGGUUAAAAGUUUAAAACCAGAAGGGGGAGGAGUAGGUCGGGUGGGGUUGUGUUGUACUACUUUUGUCAAUAUUUAAACACUUGACAUCAGUAGUACGAUUAUUGUCGGGAGAACUGUCAGCAAAACACUAUCUAAUACACUUUCUUGAAUGCGUUCUUUACUAUUGAUUGAAAUCUACUAGAAAACAUCAUAUUUUCAAUGAGUUUCUACUUGAUUUUGUAAUUUUGAAAAAAAUUCAACUAAGAGUGAGGAGUGUCAGAAAGAUGUUGCAAAUGAGUUUCUCAGGAGACUUAAUGGUAUCAUUUUCAAGCUCAAAGUUCUCGAUUUGAAGCUAGAGAGUGUGUUGCUAACAGUCUUCUCUUAUUAUUGUCGGUGCUGAUAAAUGU